Messenger RNA from Cladophialophora yegresii CBS 114405, 2808 nucleotides. RefSeq lists its product as uncharacterized. Lineage: Eukaryota; Fungi; Ascomycota; Eurotiomycetes; Chaetothyriales; Herpotrichiellaceae. The transcript is spliced from 4 exons. The record is from RefSeq and is a predicted model, not a curated record. The coding region runs from base 1 to 2808 and encodes 935 amino acids.
AUGGCAGUGCUUGUUCCGACGGUUCCAGCCAACUGGACGCACUCGGGCAAUUUCAGCUGGGAAGAUUGGGAGACAACGACGUCCAUCACAAUAUCCACACUGAGUGUUGAAGCAUCGACCACCUCUAGCAGCAUAUUGGCCACCACAAGCACCCCAAGCACCCCUGCACCUCCCGCUACAGAGCUAUUCUACAUUACUUCCAAAAGCGUCCAGCUGACCAAGCGGGACCUUAAGUACUUGGGGUGGGCUAAUGGACUCGGUGCCUUGGUUAGCGGACGGUCUUCGGCAGCGCAGUUUUUCUUGGACACUGAGGGCUACUUGCGAGUAGGUUCGUCUUAUGUGGAUUCAGAUGCCAGUGAACCGUAUCUUAUCUUCCACUUAAUUACGACCAAGAGUGGUAACCUCUCUAAAUGGGCUAUCGACGCCGAUGGGAUCCUUUCGCUUCAGUCGCACAGUGCCUCCACCUGCGUCGAUCAAUCAGGCACUGUCUUCAUCGUCUUCGGAAGCUCGGGACCAAGUGGUUGCUUUGCAACUGUCCUUGAUAUCACCCCUGUUGCUAGUGAAACCUCGUCGACAACCACGACAACCACGCCAAAGACUACGUCCACCACAAGUGUCCUGUCCCCUCAUUCGAGCUACCCAACGGGCGCCAACUGGAGCGAUUGGAAUGGCAAUGGGACGCCUUGGUUGGAUUGGACGUCUACGUCAAGAGCUUCUUCAAGCACCACGACCUCUCCUAUCCCAGUUGACGCUAUCACUACUAGCACCAGUGCGUAUUUGAGCUCAACCUCCCACUUCGCUCACCCUUCGAGUGGCAAUUGGUCGAACUUCAAUGACUCAAACUCUGUCUGGCUGGACUGGAGCUUGACCUCUACAACGACGAGCCUCACCACUUCAGCGUUGCCGGUGGAUGCCAUGACCACCAGUACGAGCCACCACGCCACCACGAGCUCAACGUCCGCACAUCCUCCUGGCGGAGACUGGGCAAAGGGCAACUGGACAAACUUUAAUGACUCAAAUUCAGUCUGGCUGGAUUGGAGCUUGACCUCCUCGAGCACGACUACUUCACCUUUGCCGGUCGGCGUUGUAAGCACAUCAACUACGAGCUCUGCAUUCCCGCAUCCCACAAGUGGCAACUGGACUAACUAUAAUGACACGAACUCCGUGUGGUUGGAUUGGACUCGAACCACCACCAGUACGAGCACCUUGUAUGUCACAUCGACCUCGUCGCCAACCACAACAACCAGCAGGACACAAAACACACCAUUUGAUGCCACCACGACCCGGUCGUCCUCGUCGAAAAGCACUUCGGCCUCCGCCUUCCCCACGACCCCGCCACACUCUGGAUCAGGAAAUUGGUCGAACUACAAUGACUCUAAUUCGAUCUGGCUAGACUGGACAACUACCAGCAGUUCGACUGUUUCAACCACAUCCAGCUCGCAGGCAGGACACUCGACAGUCCCUGCCUUUAGCGGAACAGGCAACUGGACACACUUCAACGAUUCGAACUCGAUCUGGUUAGACUGGACGACUACGAGCAGCUCAGUGGUCUCCAGCACCGUCAGCACGACGUCCACCCUCUCUGUUGGGAACGCGCUGACAAGCACUACUUCGUUGACUUCAUCUCCAUCCACGAGAAGCUCUCUAAAAGCCCACCCUACUAUUCCUGCCUACAACGGGUCUUAUCCCUCUGUGAAUUGGACGGACUGGAACGGUACGGCGCAGUGGGAUGUCACGACGCCGUCGAGCUUGACCACGACAACGUCAGUUCUAUACGUGCUCCCCACGACCACCACCAGCGUAACUACAACAGUCGCGUUUUCUAGACCAUGGCCAACACAAACAGCGUCUUCUAAUCACAACGGGACGGCAGGAGAUUGGGCCAGCAACUCGACAUACCCUGCUCAUAACACGUCCUCCUGUGAUGCCGCCGCGCCAUCGCAGAUUCUUCGGAAUCCGAGCUUCGAAUGUAGCGAGACUGGUUGGACACUGGAUGAAGUGGACAUUGUAUGGGGAGGUGUUUCCGACUCUUCGCCCACGCCUGAACGCAGACGCGACAUUUCGUCGCCAGAUGAAGCCUACGAAGGUAAAGGAUUCGCACGGUUCCGACCCACUUUCGAAGACGUGACCGCUACUCUGGCGCAAACACUCGACACUCCAGCCACGAAGGGAUCUUAUUGGUACUCUUUCGCGUACAGAGUUCCCGUUUCAGGAGACGCUCCCGAUGAGUGCAGCUUGACCGUCUCCAAUGAUGAGGGAACCCUAGCGACGAUUGGCUCUUUGUCGACCGCCAGUGCUUGGACCAUGACCGGACUAGAAUUCCAGAUCACGUCUUCUGCAAGCACCUUCUCCUUCGUCUUCAGCUGCGAUGGGGUGGAUACAACGUCUCCACUCCUGGAUAUUGACAAUAUCAGGUUGGGUCCCAGCAGCGGCAGCUGGACAGGUGGUGGGAAUGGGACCACUGGAGGAUAUUCCAACAGCACUGGUCUUCCGACUUGGGGGAACGCCCCUGGCACGAACGUGACCUUCGAUCCGCCUCCAUCCAACUCGAGCAGUCCGUACGGCGGCCUUACGACCAGGUCUUCUCCACCAGCUCUAGCAACUACAAGCACCACCGAUGCUGCUGCGCUGGCACCGUCGCACACAUUGACAACACCUUCGGCAGCGGAGCCAUCUAGCACGACCACGACCACGGAUCCGACUGUGCCUCCCUAUUCUGCUCCGACUUCAACAACAUCGGGAGCAUCGGCCGAUCUUCCGGCCUUCACUGCACCCCCGAGACAUCGUUAUCAUAGGAGAUCGGCGUAG